Molecule: messenger RNA, 2010 nt
Organism: Penicillium cosmopolitanum
Lineage: Eukaryota; Fungi; Ascomycota; Eurotiomycetes; Eurotiales; Aspergillaceae
Product: Zn(II)2Cys6 transcription factor
Exons: 5
Coding region: 1-2010 (669 amino acids)
Biological process (GO): DNA-templated transcription; regulation of DNA-templated transcription
Molecular function (GO): DNA binding; DNA-binding transcription factor activity, RNA polymerase II-specific; zinc ion binding
Source: RefSeq, a predicted model, not a curated record
AUGCCUCCGAAAAAGGCUUUUAAUCCAAAGAGGGCCUGUGAUAUCUGUUACGCCAAGAAGACUGUGUGUCUGUUACCUACACCAGAAGGCCCCUGCGAGAGAUGUGUUUACCGUAACCUUGAGUGCACAUUCGAUCGAGAGAAGCCCUCGAAGAAGCGGCGGAUUAGGAAUUCCUCUAGCAAUGCAUCAAGCGAGUCGCAGGCAUUAGCUCAACGAGUCAGACAGCUUGAGAAUGCUCUGGCUAUCAACCAAGCCGAUCCGAGACCGGGGGAGUCACGUUGCCAUAUUGCCAGCCCCAAAGAGCCAGGAACAGCCGCUUCAUUGGCAGCUAGCUCCUUAACACGUGGUCGGAAUGGAGUAGUCCUUUCCACAAGGUCCCCAUGCUCAUUUCUAUCAUCAAGUACAGUGACCAAUACCUGCAGUCCGGUCACUGCGGAUGAUAGCGCCGGAGUCGAUGUUUCAGCUUAUCAAUUGGGACCAAACUGGUUUUUCAAUGGUAUACCGAUCUUCUCUGAAGAAGGAAUUAAGUGGCUUUCGGCAAGAACAGACCAAAAUGUCAAAUCGGAAGAAUUUUUGAUUCCCAUAACUGACCCAAGCGCGCUUUCUCUUAUUGAGUCACCUGGAGAAAUAUGCCAUUUGCCAGACCAAGAUGAAACCCGACGAAUAUUGAAUGCCCUUUUCGAGUCUCCAUUUAGACUGACAUUCCCAGUCAUAGACGAAUCUUUAUUUGAAAGAACUAUGCAAAUUGCUUACGACCCUGUGGAUAAAAAUAUGGCAUCUGCCACACAGCUCGCUGCCAGGGCGUGCGUUUUGGCUGUUCUUUCUAUCACAACUUGGUCAACUGCGUCACAUCAGAGUACCCAAAUUCUAGACAGAGAAAUGUGUGCUGCAAAGGCCCAAAUCAUCCUGGUAAAUCUGGCAGAGAAUAUCAGUUUAGACACCCUCCAAGCAAUAAUUCUGCUACAACUGCAAAAAAGUUUCAAGGGCCGCUGGAAAGGAGCUGCUUUCUUCAAUUCUAUUUCGUGUCGCAUGAUCUGCUCUUUAAGGGGCCAUAUCUACACCUCGCCAAAAUCAGAUCGUGAAAGUACUUUUUCUGAACGCGAAAGAAAUCAUACUCGAACAUUGUUCUGGCUAUGUUAUAUGCUCGACAAGGACGUUUCACUUCGCACUGGAAAUCCACCACUCCUCACCGAGACUUAUUGCGAUCUUACUGCACCAGUUGGUACAGAAGAUUGUGCCUACUUUCCGACAACAGAUCUAUCUCCUGAGCUCACCAGUCCAGCCUCUAGACCUCUCGCUCCCCUCGCUUCUAAUCUUUCGGGCGAUACUUGUCUCAGUCACAUGAAGGAGAAGGUGUGCCGUCAAUUAUUUUCUGCCCAGGCCAUGAGAUACAAUGAUGAUCAACUUCUUCUUAACAUAAGGCAACUGGACGAUGAGAUUGAACGCUGGCGAAUAUCGCUUCCAAGUGAUGUCCGCCCUGCACUUUCUGUCUCACAUAAUUCUUUACCGCAUUCAGCUGAAGGUGAUAUACAAUUAAUUGCUCGACGAAUGUCUCUACAACUGGAAUAUCACCAUCUUAUGACCGUUGUUCACACGACAGUCAGAAAAUGCACCCCCGGUGAUGCGAAUGAGUCCGAAGGCCUUCAUGCCGUUGUCCAUUCAAGCUUCGAUUUAUCACUCGAGGCGAGUCGGUCAACCAUUUUGUGCCUGAGAUUCCUCCUCAGCAUAAUUGCAGAGCAAUCCUUUCCAUUUUUCACGUCCUAUUUCACUACCGCCGCACUGGCGAUAUUUCUUGACAUAGUCAUUCAUCCACUUGGGCCCCAAGCACAACUCGAUUUAGAGCUUCUCAUGUCGGCUGCGAAUACUAUCAAGUCCAUUCCGUCGCAAAAUCUCGCGCAGGAUGAGAUUAUCCUCGUGAAAGAGAAAAGCAAAUUUGUGAUGCGACUGGUAUGGCUUGGAACCUGCGCAAUCACCAAAGCAGAUCGGGAGAAAGAUUUCGUCAAUUCAUAG